This is a messenger RNA of Dreissena polymorpha, 923 nucleotides long. RefSeq lists its product as uncharacterized. NCBI's taxonomy places the organism in Eukaryota, Metazoa, Mollusca, Bivalvia, Myida, Dreissenidae. Bases 1 to 846 code for a protein of 281 amino acids. The transcript is spliced from 6 exons. The record is from RefSeq and is a predicted model, not a curated record.
AUGGCGCAGGCGAUAUUGUUUGCCACAGAGACAGAAAGGCAUACAGUAUCCGCGACAGAAUAUUUUAGUGCAAAGAGGGAGGAUAUUGUUUAUACCUCCAUCUGCAAUGACUGCCGCAACCGCCCUGCAACGCCUGACAUCAGCCUAAACACCAGCCUAAACUUAGAAAAUGUCGCGCAGUCGACUAUGCUUGAGGCAUCCGAGGAUCCUGCUUUGCUUCCACGGUUCGACAUUUCGCACGAUUUCGGAUUGUCCGACGUGUCAGCGUCAGAAGACAUAGCGCUCACCCGAACGUCCGAGUUCGAGCCUUUUGAUUUGACAAGAGCCGAAGUGCAACCGCCCGUUGUGAUCGACGAACGUAAUCUUCCAGAGCCAGCUGUAUCCGACAGUGUACUAACUCAGCCCGAAACCAUAGAAUACACCGUUGUAGGCGCAGGAACCAAAAGAGGCAAACCAAAGCUAGUAUCCUCCGAUGGAUAUUCAUUUACGUUUAAGAAACAGACAAAGAAGCAAGCUGUGUGGCGAUGCAGCGUGCGACGGAAAGCGUUCAUGUGUACCGCGUCGGUCACGCAAGAGGGUGACAUAUUUCAAGCGAAAGGGACUCACACUCACGCUGCUGACCCUUCGAUGCGAAAGAAAGUGGAAUUGAAACGUAAUUUGAAGACAGCGGCCGUGGCUGAUGUGUUCGCGGCCUCCCGUAGAUUGGUUGAUGACCAUAUGAAAGUUUUCGAGGCCACAGAUUUUAACCUGCCCAAGCCGCAGACAUUGACGAGGAUCCUCAACCGUGCCCGAGAAAAGCAUCGGCCAACAGAUCCAUCAUCACUUGACUUUGAGGUAAAUUUAUGAGAUGAAUUGCUCAUUUUCAAUAUACGUAUAAUAUACAAACAUUGUAUUUAUUUCUAAUAUACAAAAAAUAAUGGUUA